AAAAAAACAAAACAGCAUUUCUCCGGCGAAUCCAACGUUCCCGGCUUCAAUCUCCACUCAAUCACCGGCGAUGCACCCAACGACAACGAUUCCUCGUCUCAAUUUCUUCAUCAAACAAGUCAUCGCUUAAAAAAAAAACUAAACCCUUCCGUACAGUAAAAAAACCCAAUCCGUCUCCGAAACGACGACGUAUGGUCGAUUACCGUCAGGUCUCGUCUCCGAUCACACCUUCAACCUUUAUCCCCGAUGUAUCUCCCCGCUUGAACAAGUCUCAUCCCAUCACAGUGACACCGAUCUCUGCUUCUUACCCGACAGGAGAAGACUCUCUUCUGAUGAUGUCCGCGUGUCCUCUCGCUAGGGUUAGGUUAUCAGACAUCCUUCCUUACGAAGGAGCUCCUUCUCAGUCCUAUGCCAAAGCCGUGGAGGCUUUGUCUGUUUCUCUGAUGAGAUAUAACGCGUCAGUGAUUGAGCUAGGGAGUGAAGACACUGCGCUUAUGCGAUGUGGUCUUGAAGCUGCUCGGUUGUAUUUUAGAACACGAAGCGUUAACGUUUCUGGUAAAGGCAAUCGUGGUCUCUCUAUGUAUAGAGCUGGAAGAUCUGUGGAAGAUUUAGAUUCGUCGCCGCCAUGUAUGGCUGAGGUUUUCAGGUGUUUGGGGAAAACAGCAAGAGCUGCUUUGUCUGCAAUAGCAAGGCAUCUACGUUUAAGAAGCGAUGUGUUUAACCAUAUGCUUGAUGACUUUCCGCUAGCACCAAAUGAAGUUUCCUCGUCUGUGCUAUUGGCUUCUUAUGCUCAUGCGUCGAUCCAAAAUGGGAAACUUGGUUCUGGAGGUGGGAGUCUAUCCAGUAACAUUGAAAUUGAGAAGGGUUUGUUGACACUCUUCUGCUCAGAUGGCACUGGCAUUCAGGUAUGUGACCCAAAUGGUCGGUGGUACGCAGCAGAUAAUGGAUGUGGGAUUGGUGAUAUCUUACUCAUUACUGGCAAAGCGCUUAGUCAUGCUACUGCAGGUCUGCGUCCAGCUGCCUCUUAUAGAGCUACUACUGAUCAUUUCUCUGGCAGUGACACUCGCGGAAGGGCAUCUCUAGCAUUUAGGCUUAUGCCGAAAAGUAAUGCUAUAUUAGAUUGUUCCCCAGUAGAAGCAGCUGGCCAUGUAAUUCCACAAAGCUAUGUGCCAGUAUCUGUCAGUCAGUUUAUGGAUAAUCUCUUGGCCGAGAAUGAGACUCCAGUUAGUCCGCCUGUGAAAAUCAAUGUUUCACGAGAUGAUGUUUGCAAAGAGCCCUCCUUAAGAAGUGUUCUCUCGGAUCCAAUUUCCGGUGCGUUUCUUGAAGAUGCAAUUGUGGUCUCUUGUGGACAUUCAUUUGGUGGCCUCAUGCUUAGAAGAGUCCUUGAAAUGUCUAGAUGUACGCUUUGCAAUGCAGAAAUCGAGACCGGGUCUCUUGUUCCUAACCAUGCUCUUAGAGCUGCCGCUUCAGCUAUAAAGCAACAGGAUGAUAAGAGACUUUUCCACAACGCAGCCAUGCGUAGGCGUAGAAAAGAAAUGAGUGAUCAAAUGGAUGUGGAAAAUGGAGAUCCAGCUACCGAUGAUGGAUUGCAGCAGCGAGUGGUGCAUUAUCCAUUUGCUGUAAACGAGAAAGUACUUAUCAAGGGAAACCGGAGAACACCGGAAAAGUUUGUUGGAAAAGAAGCAAUCGUUACAUCUCAAUGUCUCAAUGGCUGGUAUCUAUUGAAGAUUGUAGAGAGCGGAGACAGUGUUCGGCUGCAAUACAGAUCCCUGAAAAAGAUGACAAACGAUGACAGAGGAGGAGGAGGCCUACUUGUUCAACCGGUUGAGAGCAAUAGCUUGUAGAAUGUAAUCUUUGUGCAUUUCUAUUUCUUUUCUUCUUAAUAUUCUCUAUUUCUAGAAAGAAAAGAAAAAAAAGGUAAUGUAGUUUGGGGGUUUGAGACUCUGCAUAAGUUUAAAAUCAUUUGGUUAGAGAAGUAGUAAAAGACUGUUGAAAAUUACAUAUUAGCCUCCAAAGUAUUAGGAGGUUUUGUACAGAACAAGUGUUAGAUUAUAAAGAAGAAGACUAAUAUGUUUAUCUUUUUUCCUUGGGUACUUGAUUACUUGAUAUGGUCCCUUGUAGUUGUGCUGUUGAGAGUUUCUCGUAUACAAUGAUACUUGGCUUGGUUAGGCCAUAGAAACAAAAAGCAGAACACACAUUGAAAAUGUUCUAGAGGACUACACCGAAGAUAAAAGUUGUACGGAGUGAAACAUAUUAUAGACUACUUUGAGAUUUCUUAAUGAAAAGUUUUUGGAUUGUAUAAUUUGUAUACGUG
Molecule: messenger RNA, 2314 nt
Organism: Eruca vesicaria subsp. sativa (arugula)
Lineage: Eukaryota; Viridiplantae; Streptophyta; Magnoliopsida; Brassicales; Brassicaceae
Source: the annotation of a GenBank genome assembly